Messenger RNA from Protopolystoma xenopodis, 435 nucleotides. Lineage: Eukaryota; Metazoa; Platyhelminthes; Monogenea; Polystomatidea; Polystomatidae. The record is from the annotation of a GenBank genome assembly.
CAAGUGCAGUCCCAGCCAGGCCUGGACGCCGGUCCCUCCCAUGCAGGCCUUGUGUCCGGCUCCGGGGCUCCCCGAAGACUGGAGGGCUCCAGUGAAACUCGAACCCGUAGAGAUGGCAGAGGCUCGGCUGCCAUCCGCCGACUUUGCGUCUUCCGCCACCGGUCAGUAGCCUCGAGGCGUGUCGCUCUCGACGAUGGCCACUCUGCACACCCAGCACACUUUGGCCGCCAUUUUCUCGUCCUCCUCUUCCUUUUCCCGCUCUUCUUCCUCUUCGUCUACUCCGUCCAUGCUCUCUCUUGGCCACCUCGCACUGCGCACUGCGUCGGACAGAACUUUACUCAAGUCGAGGCCGACUCAAAUGUCCGACUCGGCCCUGGCCCGAGUCCCGCCUCCAUCUACCGCUACCAGGCGAGCAUGAGCUUCAAGCCUAUCUAG